Messenger RNA from Dreissena polymorpha, 1055 nucleotides. RefSeq lists its product as uncharacterized. The record is from RefSeq and is a predicted model, not a curated record. NCBI's taxonomy places the organism in Eukaryota, Metazoa, Mollusca, Bivalvia, Myida, Dreissenidae. The transcript is spliced from 5 exons. Gene Ontology annotation, biological process: defense response. Gene Ontology annotation, cellular component: extracellular region.
UGCCCGGUGAAAUAUUCUGAGGAUAACUGAAAGCAUUCUUGAGGGAUACGGUUGUCUAAAACAGCCUGAUAUAAGACUGGAAAUGUUUGAAUGCAUGGAAACAAAACAUUACAGGAUUGCAAGCACCAUACAUUCGCACGAUGCGUCUCUUGAUGUUCCUGUCCGUGUUGACCUUAAGCUCCGCCCACCAGCUACGUAUCCACAACAGAUGUGGUUAGGAAAUAUGGGUCGGUAUCCUCGGUAACACUUCGCCGGAUCAGGGCGGCUACGCCCUUGGAUCUGGGCAAAGUCGAACGACUUUGUUUCCAAACAAAUGGUCGGGUCGCGUAUGGGGUCGCACGCAUUGCAACGGAAAUCGAUGUGAAACUGGCGACUGCGGGCGUGGCGUUCACUGCAACGGUGCCGGUGGGGCUCCCCCGGCAACCCUCGCAGAGAUCACAUUCGAUGCUGGAAGUUCUCAAAGACAGGAUUUCUAUGACAUCAGUCUGGUUGAUGGUUACAACAUACAGAUGUCAAUGCAGCCCGUGGCAGGCACACAUGCUGGUCAACCGAGCGGUGACCGGUACUGCCGUAGGGCCGGCUGCAACUCGGAUCUGAACAGAUCUUGUCCCUUAGAGCUUCAAGUUCGCGGCACAGGGGGCGUGGUAGCAUGUAAGAGCGCAUGUACGGCCUUCAACAGGGAUGACUAUUGUUGUCGAGGGGCUCAUAACACCCCCGCAACUUGCCCUCCGUUCCAGUACUCGCGGGUCUUCAAGAGCGCAUGCCCACAGGCGUACAGUUACGCUUAUGAUGACCAAACGAGCACUUUCACUUGCGACAAUCAGUGGCCAGGACAAACCCACUAUGACAUCACUUUCUGUGGAUAAUAAGCCACCUCCACUACAUUCUGAUUCUAACACCUAAUUGUUGUAACAUUGUUAUGUUGUAAAAAAUGGCACGUGAACACUUUAAUCCAUUUAAGUUUUUCAUUUAUUUAAACGUGCUUUUUAAAAUAGAUGUACACAAAUAUAAAAAACUUUAUAUUGGAAAGAAUAUUAAAAUAGCAAUACAUACAA